This is a messenger RNA of Gavialis gangeticus (Gharial), 3896 nucleotides long. RefSeq names its product mitogen-activated protein kinase kinase kinase 6 (gene MAP3K6). The record is from RefSeq and is a predicted model, not a curated record. The coding region runs from base 1 to 3882 and encodes 1293 amino acids. The transcript has 28 exons. Gene Ontology annotation, molecular function: ATP binding; MAP kinase kinase kinase activity. NCBI's taxonomy places the organism in Eukaryota, Metazoa, Chordata, Crocodylia, Gavialidae. Gene Ontology annotation, biological process: protein phosphorylation; cellular response to stress; MAPK cascade.
AUGGAUGAACACUGGCAGGCCCCCACCCCAUCCAGGGAGCUGCAAGGGACACCUCCGCCCCCCUGCAGCGAGGCGGCCGUGCCACCCCCCGUCCGCUCCCCCGAGAUAAGGUGGAGAGAGGAGCCUCCGUCCCAGGCUGGGGCUGGGAGGUGGGUGCCGCCGCGGGCCUGGCCGCGAUGGUCCCCCUGCUUCCCUGCAGACGUGGCCGUGGUGGAGGUGAGCAGCUCCCAAUGCCAGCCCUCGCUCUUCUACCACCUGGGCGUGCGCGAGAGCUUCAGCAUGACCAACAACAUCCUGCUGUGCUGCCACACCGACCUGCCCGACCUGCAGGCCCUCCGGGAGGACGUCUGCCAGAAGACCUCCGACUGCUGCAGCAGCUACACGCUCAUCCCCUAUGUGGUGACCGCCCAGAACAAGGUCCUGUGUUGCGACGCCAGCGCCAUGAAGUGCCUGACCGAGCUCUUCCAGCCCAGCUUCGACAUGGAGGCCUUUUUCACCCCGCUGUCGACACGCUUGGCCAAGCUGCUAGAGGCCACCCCCACCAGCUCCUGCGAGUACUUCCGGGAGACCCUCCGCCGGGACAUCCGCCAUGCCCGGGAGCAGUACCGGGGCGAGCAGCUGAGCCAGGAGCUGGCCCGUAUCCAGCAGCGCCUGGACAGCGUCGAGUUCCUCAGCCUCGACAUCAUCGUGAACCUCCUCCUGUCCUACCGCGACGUCCAGGACUACAACGCCAUCAUCUCGCUGGUGGACACUCUCCGUGCCCUGCCUACCUGCGACGUGGCCGAGCAGCACAACAUCCGCUUCCAUUACGCCUUUGCCCUCAACAGACGAAACCAGCCUGGGGACCGGGAGAAGGCGCUGACUGUGCUGCUGCCGGUGGUGGAGCAGCGGGAAGGCGUGGCGCCCGACCUGUACUGCAUGUGUGGCCGCGUCUACAAGGACAUGUUCAUCAGCUCCAACUUCACGGACACCACCAAGAGGGACCAGGCCUUGUACUGGUACAGCAAAGCCUUUGACACAGAACCCAGCCUCCAUGCUGGGCUCAACGCCGCUGUCCUCCUCGUGGCUGCUGGGCACGAGUUCGAGACCUCCCUGCAGCUCCGGCAAAUAGGCAUGAAGCUGAGCUGCCUUCAGGGCCGCAAGGGCAGCCUGGAGAAGAUGGAGUAUUACUGGGACGUGGGCUUCUAUCUGGGCACUGCCAUCCUGGCCAACAACCUGCCCAAGGUCACCCAGGCCUCCGAGAAGCUCUACAAGCUCCACGCCCCUGUCUGGUACCUGGUCUCCGUCAUGGAGACCUUCCUGAUUUACAAGCACUUCAAGAAGAGCCUGGCAGACACAUCCCCCAGGCAGGCCCUGGCGGACUUCUGGCUGGGCUUCCUGCUGGUGUCGUCCCAGCCCUUCGCCCCCACGGACAGCUGCCCGGUGCUGAUCCUAGAGCCGGCCCAGGUCCUGCAGCCGGCCGAGCUGAUCGUGCGGGAGGACCAGGCUGAAUGCUCCCUGAUGCUUCGCCACGUCUGCCCCAUGGAGAAGACAGGGGUUUCCAGCUGGACCUUCCCGGCUUCCUCCAUCCGCGGGGUCAGCAUCUCCAAGUGGGACAAACGCUGCUUCUUCCUGUACGUGCUGCCCGCGGCCGAGGACUUCCAGCUGUGCUUCCCCACCGAGCACCACUGCCGCUGGUUCUGCGAGCUGGUCGGCUCCAUCGUGGCAGCGCAGGCGGGGUCCGGCGAGGAGGCAGGCAGCAGCGCCAGCGAGGUCUUGGAGUAUGACUACGAGUACACGGAGACGGGCGACCGGGUGGUCCUGGGCAAGGGCACCUAUGGCAUUGUCUAUGCUGGGCGCAACCUCAGCAACCAGGUGCGCAUCGCCAUCAAGGAGAUCCCGGAGCGGGACGGCAGAUACUCGCAGCCGCUGCACGAGGAGAUUUCCCUGCACAAGCGCCUGAGGCAUAAGAACAUCGUCCAGUACCUGGGCUCCAUCAGCCAGGACGGCUUCAUCAAGAUCUUCAUGGAGGAGGUGCCAGGAGGGAGCCUCUCAUCCUUGCUGCGCUUCAAGUGGGGCCCUCUGAAGGACAACGAGUCCACCAUCGUCUACUACACCCGGCAGAUCCUGGAGGGGCUGCGCUAUCUGCACGACAACCAGAUCGUCCACCGCGACAUCAAAGGCGACAACGUCCUCAUCAACACGUACAGCGGGGUGCUCAAGAUCUCCGACUUCGGCACCUGCAAGCGGCUGGCUGGGAUCAGCCCCAGCGCCGAGACCUUCACAGGCACCCUGCAGUACAUGGCCCCCGAGGUCAUCGACCAGGGCCCGCGGGGCUACGGGAAGCCGGCGGACAUCUGGUCCCUGGGCUGCACCCUCAUCGAGAUGGCUACGGGCAAGCCCCCCUUCUAUGAGCUGGAGAGCCCACAGGCUGCCAUGUUCAAGGUGGGGAUGUUCAAGAUGCACCCCAAGGUGCCGGACUCCAUGUCGGAAGAAGCCAAGGCCUUCAUCCUUGCCUGCUUCGAGGUGGAUCCAGACAGGCGGUCCACAGCUGCAGCCCUGCUGCUGCAGCCGUUCCUGGCACCCUCCAGCCGAAAGAAAGCCAGGAGCCCCGGCGCGCCGGCCGAGGGGGCAGGCGACUCCCCAAUUCUGGUGCGCCGUGGAGAGGCUGCUGGCAUCCCCAGGAGCGUCUCCUCAUCUUUGCAGGUCCCCAGGGCAGGUGCCAAGGUGGACGGCAGACCCUUGGCUCGCUGCACCAGUGAGAUGACCCUGAGACGCGGCUGCCGCGGGUCCCCUGAGGAGUCAUCCAGCCCCGAUUUCAGCAUCUCGUCAUCCUCCGUGGAGGAAAGCAGUGGCCUCUUCCUGCUGCGGAAGGACAGCGAGCGCAGAGCCACCCUGCACCGCGUCCUCACCGAGGAGCUGCCCAGCCUCGUGGCCACCCUGCAAGAGACCCAGGCACAGAGCGCGGAGGGAGCUCGGCUGGAGCCAGACCACAUCGCCCAGCUGGUGUCCUGCCUUGGGGGCUUCAUCCGCUCCCCCCGCCCCCAGCAGCUGGAGCAAGACCUGCAGGCACUGCAAGGCCAGCUGCAGGCAAGUGGCCGGAGCCUCCGCCAUGCCCAGCCGCUGCUUUUUGGCUUCCAGGAGGCGGUGAGUGCCCCAGGCUGGGCUCUGCCCCCACCCACAUCGCACCCAGGGGGCGGGUCGGAGAAGACAGCAUCCUUAGCUGAGCUGCAGCUGGGGCAUUGGCAUGCUUCGGGGGCUGCACUGAGCGCAGCAAGGCAGGUGCUGGACCCCCCUCGCCAUGUCUCUUGGUUGCCUCUAGAGCUUGGUUUGGCAGCCGGGGCACAGAGCAAAGACCACCUCAAAGAAGCAAGCAAUGAGGAGGAGGAGGAAGAACAAGAGGAGACCAAGAGCCAGCCAGCCACGACGGGCAGCGAGGAGGCUCUGAGGCCGGGUAGUGAUGCCAGCCUCGGUGCCCAAACCAACCCACCAGGCACCUCCCUGCUCCUGGCACAGCUCAGCCACCUCCGCGUGGAGACAGGCAGGCUGCUGCAGGAGCUGGUGCAGAAGGAGCAGGAGUGGCAGGGGCUGGUGAGGAGGGCGUUGCGGGUGGCUGAGCAGGAUGCCAACACCGGGCGGAGGUCGCAGCCCAUUGCCAUCCCUGCUCCCUGCCAGGCACAGCCCCCGGAUCCCCUCCUCGUGGACUGGUUGCAGCACCACAGGGUUGACAGGGACACGACCGAAACGCUCCUGGCACAUGGCUUCACCCUGCCCGACCUGCUGACCUGCGCCACGCGGGACGACCUGCUGUACACGGGUAUCAGCGGUGGGUGGGUAUGCCGGCUGUGGGCAGCCAUCCUGGAGCACCGGCAAGCCGCACUGGCACAGCGGGGAGCAGACUGAGACCUUCUCCGGCC